Molecule: messenger RNA, 2699 nt
Organism: Perognathus longimembris pacificus (Pacific pocket mouse)
Lineage: Eukaryota; Metazoa; Chordata; Mammalia; Rodentia; Heteromyidae
Gene: Plcd1
Product: phospholipase C delta 1
Exons: 15
Coding region: 37-2376 (779 amino acids)
Biological process (GO): phosphatidylinositol-mediated signaling; lipid metabolic process
Molecular function (GO): phosphatidylinositol-4,5-bisphosphate phospholipase C activity; calcium ion binding
Source: RefSeq, a predicted model, not a curated record
GGACCCGGACCCGGACGGGGACGGGGCGCGCUCGCCAUGCAGUGCCUGGGGCUCCGGGGCCGCAGCCGCAGCCGCUCCCGGGAACUUUUCCUGCAGGAGCAGAGCCUCCGGGUGGCGGCGCUGAACGGGCAGAGGCUGGGCCUGCAGGAUGACCGUGACCUCCAGGCCCUGCUGAAGGGCAGCCAGCUGCUGAAGGUCAAGUCCGGCUCCUGGCGGCGUGAGCGCUUCUACAAGCUCCAGGAAGACUGCAAGACCAUCUGGCAAGAGUCGAGAAAGGUCAUGAGGACCCCGGAGUCCCAGCUCUUCUCCAUCGAGGACAUCCAGGAAGUCCGCAUGGGGCAUCGCACCGAGGGCCUGGAGAAGUUUGCCCGGGAUAUCCCAGAGGACCGCUGCUUCUCCAUCAUCUUCAAGGACCAACGCAACACACUGGACCUCAUCGCCCCUUCCCCGGCCGACGCCCAGCACUGGGUUCAAGGCCUCCGCAAGAUCAUCCACCACUCGGGCUCCAUGGACCAGAGGCAGAAGCUGCAGCACUGGAUCCAUUCCUGCUUGCGGAAAGCCGACAAGAACAAAGACAACAAGAUGAGCUUCAAGGAGCUGCAGAACUUCCUGAAGGAGCUGAACAUUCAAGUAGACGACAGCUACGCCCGCAAGAUCUUCAGGGAAUGUGACCGCUCUCAGACCGACUCUCUGGAGGAUGAAGAGAUCGAGGCCUUCUACAGGAUCCUUACCCAGCGGGACGAGAUUGACCGCACCUUCGCCCUGGCCGCUCAAUCGGGAGACACGCUCUCCGUGGACCAACUGGUCAACUUCCUGAAACAACAGCAGAGGGAAGAGGCGGCCGGCCCCGCCCUGGCCAUAUCUCUCAUCGAGCGUUAUGAGCCCAGCGAAGCUGCCAAAGCCGGCAGGCACAUGACCAAGGACGGCUUCCUCAUGUACCUGCUGUCGGCGGACGGCAGCGCCUUCAGCCUGGCCCACCGGCGCGUCUACCAGGACAUGGGGCAGCCUCUCAGCCACUACCUGGUGUCGUCCUCGCACAACACCUACCUGCUGGAGGACCAGCUGGCCGGGCCCAGCAGCACAGAGGCCUACAUCCGGGCUCUCUGCAAAGGCUGCCGGUGUCUGGAGCUGGACUGCUGGGAUGGGCCGAACCAGGAGCCGAUCAUCUACCACGGCUACACCUUCACCUCCAAGAUCCUCUUCUGCGACGCGCUCAGGGCCAUCCGGGACUACGCCUUCAAGGUCUCCCCGUACCCUGUCAUCCUGUCGCUGGAGAACCACUGCAGCCUGGAGCAGCAGCGGGUGAUGGCCAGGCACCUGCGGGCCAUUCUGGGGCCCAUGUUGCUGGACAAGCCGCUGGACGGGGUGACCACCAGCCUGCCUUCCCCCGAGCAAUUGAAGGGGAAGAUCCUGUUGAAGGGGAAGAAACUCGGGGGGCUGCUGCCCCCGGGAGGGGCCCCCGGCUCAGAGGCAGCGGAUGUAUCGGACGAAGAUGAGGCCGCCGAGAUGGACGACGAGGCUGUGAGGAGCCGAGUACAACAUAAACCCAAGGAGGAAAAGGUCAGAUUGGCUCCGGAACUUUCCGACAUGGUCAUCUACUGCAAGAGCGUCCAUUUUGCGGGGUUCGCCAAUCCUGGGCCCAGCACGCAGGCGUUUUACGAGAUGGCGUCCUUCUCUGAGAACCGUGCCCUUCGGUUGCUCCAGGAGUCCGGCAACUCCUUCAUCCGCCAUAAUGUGGAUCACCUGAGCAGAAUCUACCCUGCCGGCUGGAGGACGGACUCCUCGAAUUACAGCCCGGUGGAGAUGUGGAACGCAGGGUGUCAGAUAGUGGCCCUGAACUUCCAGACACCGGGGUCGGAGAUGGAUGUCUACCAGGGCCGCUUCCAGGACAACGGGGCCUGUGGGUACGUGCUGAAGCCUGCUUUCCUGCGGGACCCCAGCACCACCUUCAACUCCCGCGCCCUGACGCAGGGGCCCUGGUGGGCCCCGAAGCGGCUGAACAUCAGGGUUAUUUCUGGACAACAGCUGCCCAAAGUCAAUAAGAAUAAGAAUUCCAUUGUGGACCCGAAGGUGACCGUGGAGAUCCACGGUGUGGGCCGGGAUGUGAGCAGUCGCCACACUGCAGUGGUCACCAAUAAUGGCUUCAAUCCCUGGUGGGACACGGAGUUUGAAUUUGAAGUGGCGGUGCCGGAGCUCGCCUUGGUACGAUUUGUCGUGGAGGACUACGACGCCUCCUCGAAGAACGACUUCAUCGGCCAGAGCACCAUCCCCUGGGGCAGCCUGAAGCAGGGUUACCGCCAUGUCCAUCUCUUGUCUAAGAAUGGGGAUCAGCACCCGUCAGCCACGCUCUUUGUGAAGAUCUGCAUCCAGGACUAGAACUGAGGACUCGGUGGAGUUUUCCCUGACUGAAGCAGGCCUUGCACCCGCAGUUAGGACAAGGAUGGUGUGAUCGUGGAUCCUUAUUGAGGGCAAGGAUGGUGUGAUCCCAGACCCGCAUCUAGGGCAAGGAUGGUGCCCCUGUGGCCGCCUCUGGCGUGGACAAGGCUUCCUCUGAACUGCCUUCAGCUCUCUCGCACCGGACUGUUGGUUGCUUCUUGAGGGUGUUCCAGGGCUGUCAUUCAUUCCGUUAGGAACAACACUGCAAUCCUCUCCAUCCUCCGCCGGCUUGUAAGGCUGAGGGUUUUGAUUAAAUAAAAUUU